AUGGCCAACCACCACCCAACUCAAUCUCAACCGUCUGCCCAACCCGACACCCCCAGCCAGCUCCAGCCCGCCUCCCCCGCCCAGCUGGGCCAACCGGGCCAGCAGAGAACCACCCGCGGCCCCCGCUCCCUGGUCACCAUGGCUCUCACCAUCGCCGUCGCACACCUCUCCCGCGUCCCGACCCUUAAAGGCCUCCCGGACUUUCUCAUCUCUCAGCUGGCCCGCCUGGUCGUGCAGCGCGGGCACCCCCUCACGCUAGCCACGCUGCAGCAUUUCCUGCCGUACCUCGGGCAGCGGCACACCCUGGCGCUGCCCAUCCGGCUAGAGGAAUUGGAUCUAGAAGGGGCGGGCAAUCUUAGCGCACGGGCGUGGAUCCGCUUCCUUGAGGGGAGGGGAGGACACUUCCUGCGCAAGCUACGCGUUGGCCCUGGGUGUGGAGGGCUCAACAAUGAGGUGUUGCUUGUGCUGGCGGAGAAGUGUCCGGGGUUGGAGAGGCUGAAGAUUGUUUCCUCGGGGGGAGGAGGGGCGAUCACCGAUGUUGGGAUCGCUGCGCUGGCCGGGUUGACUCGGCUCAAGAGGCUGAGUCUGUGCAUGGGACAGAUGGUGAGGGUGUCGGUGGACGUGGUGAUCGGGGUUAUUCGCGCGGUUGGGGCCCAGCUUGAGACGCUCGUGCUGGAGGAGUUCUUUAACGCGAAUGACGCCGUGCUGGAGGCGAUCCACGAGACCUGCCGAUGUCUCCGGAAGCUGAAGAUCACCGGAGCUCCGUGCCUCACGGACGGCGGGCUUGCCAAGUUAUUUCGAGAUUGGGAGAACCCCGGGCUGGAGUACGUCGAGUUCUCGGGGAGGAAGGAUCAGUGGGUGUCUGGGCGGUUUUAUGGUGGGCGCCUGGAGGGAUUGUGGCUGGACGGUUUUUACGCGCUGAUGGCACACUCGAGGACAACGCUGGUCCAGCUGAAGGUGGGGUACUCGCGGAAGUUAUUGGAUUGGGUCAUGCCGGAUGUGUUCGACAAGAAGCGGAACGAGUGGCCGGCGCUGAGGAAGCUGGAUCUACGCGGAGUUUGGGCUGCUACAGAUGCUGUGGUCAAGGCGGCCUUCAAGAGCUGUCCCAACUUGGAGGAAGUCAUUGUGUAUGACUGCGAGGACGUGUAUAAGGUAAGGCCUCCGCCAGGGAAGACGAUUGUGGGGCUUGUCACCAGGAGAGGUAGUUACUGGGGUAGGCACCCGAAGAAUUCGGGAGUUGGCUGGGUGGCUGCUGAGCCUCGGAAGACGAAGGAGUUCUAUAUCCUUUCUGUGGGAAAUGAACUUUAA
Molecule: messenger RNA, 1308 nt
Organism: Thermochaetoides thermophila DSM 1495
Lineage: Eukaryota; Fungi; Ascomycota; Sordariomycetes; Sordariales; Chaetomiaceae
Product: DNA repair protein rad7-like protein
Exons: 2
Coding region: 1-1308 (435 amino acids)
Biological process (GO): SCF-dependent proteasomal ubiquitin-dependent protein catabolic process
Cellular component (GO): SCF ubiquitin ligase complex
Source: RefSeq, a predicted model, not a curated record